AUGGCGUUUGUCUUUCCAGCUGAGCUGACUUCUCGCCGCUUCCACAUUUGUCACGGCCUAAAUCGGACUUUGCGGCUCACCUGGCCUGCAGGCCCCUGCCAGAGAGGAAUCGCUAGGCUUGCUCCUCACGCCUCAGCGACCGGCCGCCUCGCAGAGACCGAGGGCAGAGGUGCCUCGCCCCGGGGCGGCCUCAAGAGGGCGGCGGGGCCUGAGGACGCCGGGCUCGGGGAAGGCGGCUGGGCGGGAGGCCGGCCGGCCCUCAGCGCCGCCCGCCCCCGUCGCCAUGGCGAGGCCGCGGGCGUCCCGCGGAGCGGCCCGGCUGCAGGCGGCGGCACCGGGGCCGAGCCGGCGCGGCGAACCGGUCGGCGAACGCCGCGAGCGUUGGCGGCCCGCUUCGGCUCCCCACCCCGCGCCUUGGGCGGCGGCGGGGGAGUAACGGAGCCGGGAAGGGCCGGGUACGAUGGGCACGCCGGCGGCGAAGACCUCGUCCUGCAGCCGCGCCUUGAGAUUCAUUUGAUCAAAGACAAAGAUGGCAUAGAUGAUUAUUUGGCGAAGAAUAUCAAAGGGUUGUCAAAACAAGAAGCUGCUGCUAACAGGAAUUCAUACAAGAAGAACAUCUGCAUAGACAUGCUGCGACAGGGUUAUCACGAGUCCUUCUCCGAGCUCUUCACUCUGAUACAGAAGUGGAAUGCCUUGAGGGAGGCUGCAGGGCCUGGGUCAGCCAUAUGGCAGCAGAAGUCCCUGGAGGAGCAGCCUGAUAAGCUGGAUCAGCUUUACCACUUCCUGACCAGGGCUGAGGCAGCCCAGCGAGCAGGGCGCUAUGAGGAGGUGUAUGAUAACCAGCUUAACUUGGCCUACUGUUUCAAUGACCCUGAGGACAAAUGGUUAAGUAAUUACUUUUAUAAGCAAUGCUUUAACACUGCUCAACUAAUAAAAAUUGAUGGUGGGAAAAGAGAGGCACAAGCACAUGCAAAUAUGGGCCUCAUCAAUGAGGAACAAGGUCAUGUCAUGAAAGCUGCUGAGCAUUAUGAAGCAUUUUAUCAGCUAACAGAGGGUUCGACAUGGAAGGAUGAGACAGGCCAUACUUACAAUUCACUGGCGUGUGAGCAUCUCUGGAGAAUUUAUACAUUACUAGCAGACAAAAUGUUAGAAAAUAAAGAACACCAACAGGCCAUCAAAACGCUAAUAAAAGCUUUAAAAAUGGCAAAAGAAGGAGGUGAUACGAAGAUGGAAGGAGAAGCUGCAUAUUGCUUAAGUUUAGCAUAUCAUUUUGCUGGAGAACAACAGACAGCGUUAUCAAAUUUGAAGACCUCUGUAAAAAUCUUCACAGCACUUUGUGAUUCUGCUGGCCUAGGCAGAGCAUAUGCAGCUAUAGCCAAGAUCCUGGUAAGUCAGGGAAAAGUGGCUGAAUCGAUUAAGUACUUGGGAGAGUUUAUGAAGACUGCCGAGAAUGCUCAUCUAAGCCAAAGCCUGGUGGAUGCGUGUGUAUUACUUGGGAAUAUUUACAAUGAAAGAGGCAACUAUAAUGAAGCUUUUCAAUAUUUCAGUCAGGCUUCUGAGGCAGCAAAAACUUUAAAUAAUUUGCCUUUAGUGGAUGAAACAAAGACUUAUUAUGGCAUUGCAAAGGCUCAUAAACUGAUGGUGGCAUUUAACAGCCAUAUAGAAGCAGAGGAUCCCGUCAGCCUCAAGUACCUGCUGGCAUGGAAGGAGAACAGAAGUGACAUGUGCACUGACCCUCUUACAGUUGAACUUAAUAAAGAAACAAGUGCUUCAAAGCCCCUGUGAGCCUCUUCCAAAGACACCAGUUCUAGAUCCUUCCUGAGAAUGCCUGCUUACUUACAGAGAAGCUGAUAGAUGUAUAAUGAGUACAGGAAGAUCAUUGAAGAGUCAUGCAACAAAGUAGGAAUUUUGGUAGGAAUUUUGUCAUUUAAAUGGGAGCACAAUGUUGCGGUACAAAUAUCUGAGAGCUCUAAGUUCUUUUAGGACUGAAGUGUGCCUUCAAUAUGUAUUACAUGCUUUUAUCAAAAAUAACUGGUGUCAUUGAAAUAAAUACAAAAGAAAAAGCGUAAUAUAGAAUAGAAAGUUUGCACUUUGUGCCCCUAAUGCUUAUUGUCUUCCAAAGUGUCAAGAUCUUCCUGUUAAGAUAUUAAACAUCCUUUAUACCUACUGAAUGAGAAUCCAAGAUGCUCAAUACCUUGUAAGAUCAGGUUCUAAAUGCAUCUGGAGAGUUUUCUUUAAAUCGCAGAUUAUUGUCUCUUUCAGAAAAAAUAAACUACAAGCUUGGUGCCUUAUUCAUAGGGCUAUCAGUGAUUUUAGCAUCUGUGCUUAACAGUUGUGGUUCAACUGUAACUUGAAUAAAAUAGAUCCAGCCUGGGUGGCACACUAUGGUGCAAUUUUGAUCUAAUCUAUAACACAGGUUGGACCCAAAACACAACUAAGUUUGUUUAAAAUCUGGUUGAGCACACUCAUGAAGCUGUUGAAAGCCUGUACAAUCAAAGCUUUUGAAAUGCCAUUGACAGUCUCAAGUGCAACAUCAGUCUAUAGGCACAGCUGAAACAACUAUAUUUAACAAUGAAAGUGCAUCUUGUAGAAUACCUGUAUGUCACAUUUUCAAAAUUGAACCCAAAAUUCCCCUUUUAGCAAAGCCUGUGUUCAUUCACACAAUCAGGUAAACUAAAAUUCUGCCUAGAUUCUUUUUGGUAAAUAAUCUGAAGCACUGAUUUUGGAGUGUGUGUGGAGAAUUGUCUCCCAUUUUGAGCUGAUGAAAUUCUUGACAGUGGUUUCCUCACAUGACCGACCCACAGAAGUCUGACUCCUGUGGUCUUCACUGUCCUCAGAGGGCAUUUUCCAGCUACCAUCGCUGUUGGCCCAAAGAGAUAGAGGACAGAAGAUGGUGGUUAUCACUUUGCAAAAUAUACGUAAAAGCAGGGUUUGGAACCUUUGAAUUUUAUUUAGGAAAAUUCAUGCAAACUUUCCUAAUUUCAUGUAUUAGAAAACCUGUUCUUUCAAACUAUGCUUUUCAAACAAAGCUUUAUGAAUCCCAAUAGUCAACCAUUUCUUUCUUUAAACGGAGGUUUCCAGAUUCGGAGUUUGAAGCAAGGUCCAUUAGACCUGUAAUCAGUUUUUAUGACAGUCUUUGCAAAAGCAAUAACUUUUGCCAUAGUAAUAACUCAAUUCACUGGUUUUCUUCAGGAUUGCAAUUUAAGUAACUGGUUGACAUGUGACAAUAGGAUUUCUCCCUGUUAAGGUAUGGUAAAAAUGUAUCAUUAUUAUCAUUAACUUGCUCUUAUUAGACCAUUUUUGAUCAAGAUGCUGUGUACAUGCAAUGUAAAUACAAAUACCUCAAUAAUUUUCUUUUACUUAGAGGUCUGUAUCAUCUGAACACCAAGCUUAUUACAGCAAUGUUCAUUUAGAAUGUUUUUACAAGGCUGAAAAGUUGUAUAGGAAUGUUCCUACAUGCAAUUAUGCACAUAAGCAUGCAAAUCUCUUUACUGAGUGUUAAAAAGAGGCAAACAUUUUAUGAAAACCAGGAAGAGAAACAGGACCAUGAUUUAAAUAUAAAUAAUAACAGUAUCCAGUUUACCCUUGUAUUUUAAUGCUAUUGAUAUGAAAUACAAAAAACAUUAUAAAAACAGCACAAUUUCACAAAUAAUAUCUGAAGAUCACAGUAAUCUGCAAACUCUCCUAAUCUUGAUAAGUAUAGCAGGACUGCUUGUAAGAGAUCGCUGGUUUAGAUAUUUGGAAUUUCUUUUAUCAGAAUAUUGUUGAAAGAAAUGGCAUAUUUUAAUUUAUCCUUCAUAGUAAAAAAAAAUAUAAAUAACAUAAACUAAGCAGACAUUCUAGAAAAGACGAUUAUCAAUUUUUCAAGGGCAAGUUUCUAAAUACUUAAGGGUUUUGAACCUCACGUACAUUUCUGCAGUAACUGAACAUUCUGUGUAUGUGUCCCAAAAGUUAUUACGCAGUUACAUUAAAUAGCAUUCGUGAUCAUCACUAUUUUUUGCCAAUCUGCACUCAUUACUAAGUGAUAACUUUUGUAUGCUUGUGAAAAAAUGGCCACAAAUUAAUCCUCUAGAGCAUUAACUCUCCCAUACUUUCAACAAUACUUUUUAGUCCUAAAGCUUUUAAUAAAAAUAAGGGGACUUUUGUCAUCCUAUAAUAAUGUAAAUGCAAGUUGUGUUCUUCAGGGUCAGGAAGCUUCAGCAGAAAAUUAUGUUUAUUGAGCUAAAUGUACCUGCUUCCCAUCCCAGUAAUGAUUGGUCUGACGAGUAACUAUCUGUCUGGCAGAAUGCAGGUGUUGUUCUGCUCCUUGCAGACUUUUUCAGCAGGAAAACGAAGGCUCUGCUUUCCCCUUCAAAUUAAUGGGGCAAGGAGGUUGGGCAGAAGGUUGUUCCAUACAUUAUACUUUGAACAGGAUCCUGGAAUAAACCUCUCAGCUGUCAAAAGCAGUCAGAGUUCCAUGGGUCACGGGCAGGCCUCGGUGAAAUGCCUCGCAUGAUCCAGCUGAAAGCAGAGUGCUCACUGGUACUUGGCUGCAGUGUCAACUCCGUAUUUUUUAGAAGAAAAAUCACCACUUACUGAAUUACCAGCAUUUCUUCCAACAUCACUAUUCUUUGGUGAUCUUUUGCCAGACGUGGUCCUGCUCAUCAGAUCUCCUGAGAUCAGAGCUCAAAUUAGUAUAAUGGAACUUCUGUACUUUGUCUCUUUAUGUGAGAGAUGUGCUCUAAUUUCUUUAAGGAGCUCCUCAUAUGGAACAGAAUUAUUCUCCCCUCUGUCUGGUUCAUUACCGUUGUAAUCCUUCCUGCAAGUUUUUUCCAGAAAGCCUCUAAUCCCCUGACCCUUAAGACUUUGCAAUCAGAAAGGAGGACUCAUGAGAGAGUAUGAAUUGCAGUUGCAAGUUUUUCUGUGCUCUGAGAAAUUAUAGGCAUAGUUGACUUUAAUGAAGUUAGGAAAGCAGGUAAAUCACUUUAGCCUACAAUGCCAGUUGUCUGUUUCAAAACAAAGACUCGUCAAACAUAUUAUAGCAGAUGAAUCUCUGAAUAGUUCUGAAGUGUAAUAUUGAUGUCUCUCAAAUCUACAUCUUGUGGGUGCCUAAGGUAUGCGAGACUGGCAAGUAAGACCGCUUUUUGAAUAGUGUUUUAGCAGGUUUCACUGUGGAUGUAUCAGAUGGUAUUGACUAACAAUUCAUAACACAGGGGAAGGUUGUACCUCAGAAAGGAUUCUGUUUAUAAUUAUGAAAAGCAUGUUUUCUGACCAUUAAUAGGGUAUAUCUUGUUAAUUAUGAUGAUAUAUAAGGUAUUUCACCUGUGAAGCCAUUUAGAAAAUUAAUGUUUGAGUCACAUAAAGGUCAUUGCCAUUCUGGAAGGAAUCCAUUCAUCUCGUAAUAGGCCAUCCGAAUAUAGACUAAGAAAUACACUAUAUAUAAUUACCUAGAAAUAGAUGGAAUAAAUAAGAUCAAUGAUAGGUAUUACUAAAGCCACACUUCAGUUUCCUGCUAGGAAAAAGUAGGGUGUAACUGGAAGAAACAAUAAUACACAUGUAAAAAUGCAAGAAAAAGGUUAAAGCCUUAAGUAGUUAUGUGAGAUUCAGCUACUACACGAGGUGAGAACUCAUCAGCCUUCAGAAGUGGUGUACAUCAAGGACUUUGUCCUGAGAUUCAGUCAGGUAUUUCUGAAGACAGCUCCUACAAAGAAAAGAAUGAGGAUGAUUUUUUUUUUUUUUUAAAAACUGUGUCUUGUUUGACAGCAUAACUUCAUAGUAUCUCUAUA
Molecule: messenger RNA, 5765 nt
Organism: Harpia harpyja (harpy eagle)
Lineage: Eukaryota; Metazoa; Chordata; Aves; Accipitriformes; Accipitridae
Gene: TTC29
Product: tetratricopeptide repeat domain 29
Exons: 12
Coding region: 1-1785 (594 amino acids)
Molecular function (GO): protein binding
Source: RefSeq, a predicted model, not a curated record